GAGAUAGAAUGGAGGUUAAAUGAAAAGCACAUUGCUGUAAUUAGUGGUGGCUCCAUCACUACUAAUGGGGCAUUCAGAGACGGAAUGCAGCUGGACAAACAGACUGGAGAUCUCAAGAUCACAAACAUCAGAACCACAGACUUUGGAGAAUAUGAACUAAAGAUCAAAACCACCAGAGGGUCCUCAGUGCAGACAUUCAGUGUCAAGGUUGAGACUGAUCCUAGAUCUGAUGGAGUGACGGUGGUGUCAGUGACUGAGGGAGAUUCUGUUAUUCUACACCCUGAUACUGAAAUACUGAAAGAUGAUGAGAUACUGUGGAGGUUUAGAGAGAAAUAUGAUAUUGCUAAAAUCAAAAAAGAUGAAGACAUCAUCUCCACAUUUGAUGAUAUUGCUGAUGGGAUAUUCAGACACAGACUGCAUCUGAAUCAUCAGACUGGAAAUCUCAUUAUCAGUGACAUCACAUCCAAAACCUCUGGACUUUAUGAAGUUGAUAUCAAGAGGAGAAAACACAUCAUACAAAAGUCAUUCAAUGUGACUAUUACCGACAAACAGGACAUACUGUCAGUGAACGAGGGAGUUGAUGUCACUCUAGGAUCUGGUGUUACUGAACUACACAGAGAUGAUCGGGUACAAUGGAGAUUUGAGCAUGAAGUUGUAGCAAAAGUCAAUAAAACGGCUGGAAUCGUCAUCACAUUUGAUGAUGUUCUUGAUGGGAGAUUCAGAGGCAGACUGCAGCUGGAUAAUCAAACUGGAUCUCUGAUCAUCACACACACCAGAACCACAGACUCUGGACUCUAUUACCUUGAUAUCACCAGCGACAGACACGUCAUACUCAGGAAAUUCGUUCUUUCUGUCUGUGAUUCAUGUCGGUUUCCAGAUUAUGUAACAUUGAUAUGUCCUGCUUUUGGUGUUGCUGUUGGUAUUCUGCUGGUGGCUUGUGGUGUGAGUCACUGUCGCCGCAGGAGGUUUAAACAAGUUCCUCGCAGAGUCAUAAAAAGAAGCAGCAUAUAGAUGGAUCCAUUACAAGGAUGAGUUCUGUUCUUACAGGUGAAAUAUGGAGGUCACAUGAUCUGACAGGAUCCCUCGAGAUCAGAGUUAACACAGUAUUUCCAAUUUUAAUUAAAUAAAAUUGUUGGUUUGGUUGUUGGUUUGUAAUAUUAUGAUCUAAGAGUCAUGAAAUGUUGUGUGAAGAAAGUUACUGCAGAGAUACUGAUAUAUCCUCAGCUUAUAAACCAAAGUACAUUUAGCAGCACGCACUUUUAUUCAGAGAAGUUGUUAUAGUAAGUGCCUUUGGUGUUUAUUUUGAUUAAAAUUACGAGGGUGAAUGAAUUAAAAAAAUAUGCACAUGGAUAAAUCAUUGCAAUCACUGCAAUAUUCUAAAAAAAAAAAUCCUAAAUGUCCAUUUUGAUUUCAUGGUGACAAAAGUAAAAAAAAAAAAAAAUACUUUUUUACUGGAAUAUUGUAAAACUUGUAUUGCAGGUUCCACAAAAAAGGCUAUAGUCUAGUCCAAGGCGGCUAACGUGUGUUUGACAUGUUUUAACUUGCACUAACAAAUCAAAAAUUUAAAUAUAUACGUGCCAUUGUUUUAUCUCAAGAUUCACAUCAGUAAUGUUUUCUCUUAGGAAUAUUUAUGUCAUAAAGCUCAGUCAAGAGCGAUCAUGAAUCUUUGAUGUUAUGAGAUCAUGCUGUUAGAGACAUGUAUGUAUUUAAUGCACAAAAAUAUAUUUAUUUCCCAAAUUCCUGGAAAAGAACUACACUUCCCAUAAUCCUGAAGAAAAGGGUGGGAAAGCAGAAUCAUGGCAAAUGUUGUUUUCAAUUCCUAAAAAAAAAAGUAUGUCUUUGCCUUUUUUCCUAAUUUGCAUAAAGUUUUUGCUUCGAAACAAAGUUUGUAUUCAGUUAUAGUGUGAUUAUGACUUACCCAUUGUUUUGAAUCAUGUUCUGUAUCGUUUUUAAAUUGUUUAACUCUUUUAACAGAUAACUGUUUUAAUUCCCCUUGCUUUUAUUUUGUGAUUGAAAGCAUUUUGAAUUGCCAUAGAGUAUGAAAUGUUCUAUAUAAAUACACUUGCCUUGCCUAAAUGCAAUUUUUUUUUUUUUUUAAU
Messenger RNA from Pimephales promelas (fathead minnow), 2099 nucleotides. NCBI's taxonomy places the organism in Eukaryota, Metazoa, Chordata, Actinopteri, Cypriniformes, Leuciscidae. The record is from RefSeq and is a predicted model, not a curated record.